GUAUGAUUGCGUGGGCAACACUAUUUCAGCCCACGUCAAAAUCAAUACCCUGAAAAAAAAAACUGUCAACCGCGAAAUACAAAGUGCCCGCCCGUCGUCUGUGAAAAUACAUUAAAUUUCAUAAAAGUUAAUGUCUUUUUCUAUUAAAAACGUAUUAAAAAGGGCACAAGAGUGUUAUAAGAUAUUUAAGAACAUGAACAACAACUCAAUUUUGAAACUGCAGAUGUGCGGCACAGAGGCGGAGAUGCGCGAGGCGGCGGCGCGCAUCUGUCGGGACUACCUACACGGCGCGUGGAAGAGCGUGCAGCCUCAGCACCUGCAGUUCAACAGGAUCAGCGGAGGCCUCUCCAACUUCCUCUACUACGUGGCCCUACCGGACGAGCUGCCGCCGCGCGGGGACUCGCCGGGCGACGAGUGCGCCGUGUUCGGCAGGUCCAACUCCUUCUGCAUUGAAGAACCUAAGAAGGUCCUGCUCCGCAUCUACGGGCAGGUGCACGGCGAGCGAGCCAUGGACGCCAUCGUGACGGAGUCCGUGAUAUUCACGCUGCUGUCGGAGCGCCGGCUCGGGCCCAAGCUGCACGGGGUUUUUAGUGGGGGCAGGAUUGAGGAGUAUAUUCCUGCGCGCCCACUCCUGACAAAAGAGCUAGCGGAACCGGCCCUCUCGAUGAAGAUAGCUGAAAAAAUGGCGGCCAUUCACUCCAUGGACGUGCCUCUGUCGAAGGAACCCACGUGGCUGUGGAAGACCAUGGGGAAAUGGCUCCACACAGUGACACAAGAAAGGCUUGCUAGCGACUAUCAAGUCAAGAAUGAAGACGAAGCCAAAAUCAUAAAGCGCCUAAAAGACGUGGACUUCGCCAACGAGAUAGAGUGGCUCAAGAAGUACAUCGCGACGGUGGACUCGCCGUGUGUUUUCUGUCACAAUGACAUGCAGGAAGGCAACAUCCUAAUGCUAGAAGACGAGGUCCAAUCGUCUCCCUACGACGAUCUCCACUACACCUCCACGGCGGCCCAACACCUCCUCCAAACGGACCAACUCCUAGAAGACGCCAACACAAGCGACAGCGUAUCCAGCCAUAUAUCUGACAGUGGGGAACCUAAACUCGUGCUGAUAGACUUUGAGUACUGCGCGUAUAAUUACAGAGGAUUCGACAUUGCGAAUCACUUUCAAGAGUGGGCCUACGAUUAUACGAACAACGAGUUUCCGUUCUACUAUGAGAAUCAAGAGAACGGGCCUACUCUUGAACAGAAGGAAAUCUUCAUAAAGGAAUACCUGAAGCACUACCACGGCAAUCUGGGCGAGGACAAAGACGCUGCAGUUUCCAUUGAAGAGGUGAACCAUCUGUUGUACGAAGUGGACGCGUUUGCGCUGGCGAGCCACCUGUUCUGGUGUCUGUGGUCCGUCGUCAACGCGUCCAAGAGCAAGAUACCUUUCGGUUACUGGGAAUACGCUCUCUCCAGACUAGAGACAUACCUGCGGCUGAAACAAGAGUUGAUCAAGAAGGACAAAUACGGGCUCGCACAGAAGAGAAAAAUAUGUGAAGUGGACAUAUGAGACAGCUGUGCCAAUCUGAACCUAGGUUAGACCCCCACGACGGCACAGCUGACCCGUUUUAGACUUUUGUGCCGUAAAAAUUGAGCCCAAAAUCUAAUGAACAAAAGGAGAAGCGGCAACGAUAAUAUUGGCUCAAGUUUUGGUUGAUUUUUAGUGAUUUGUUUGGAAGUGAUCUCAAUGCCAAAGGAAUUCUAAGUGAUUCUAGAACGUUUCACCAGUAAGUGGUUGAAUUUCGUGGACAUUUACCAAAUAUGUUUCUAAGAUAUUGAGUUUUGGUGGUGAAAAUUAGGAAUAGACCCCGAGGGUGCUUUAAGAAGGCUAAUUAAAACAUGGAUCCGACUAUGUUUUAGAGGAAAGACCAAAUAAAUAUGAUGUUUUUUGAGUGA
Molecule: messenger RNA, 1938 nt
Organism: Plutella xylostella (diamondback moth)
Lineage: Eukaryota; Metazoa; Arthropoda; Insecta; Lepidoptera; Plutellidae
Product: choline/ethanolamine kinase
Biological process (GO): phosphatidylethanolamine biosynthetic process; CDP-choline pathway
Cellular component (GO): cytoplasm
Molecular function (GO): choline kinase activity; ethanolamine kinase activity
Source: RefSeq, a predicted model, not a curated record